Molecule: messenger RNA, 759 nt
Organism: Candida albicans SC5314
Lineage: Eukaryota; Fungi; Ascomycota; Pichiomycetes; Serinales; Debaryomycetaceae
Product: kinetochore-associated Ndc80 complex subunit
Exons: 1
Coding region: 1-759 (252 amino acids)
Source: RefSeq, a predicted model, not a curated record
AUGACAACAUCGGUUGAUAAAUUAAAUAAGCUUAUUGAAGAAGUUAAUAAUCAAGAUGAAUUACAAUUAAUUGAAGAAAUAAAUCUAUAUAUUAAAACCCUUUAUGAAUUACGACAAGUGAAAAUUGAUCAAUUAUCGAAUAUAAUCCAUCAAUUAAAUCAACAAAUCAUCACUAGUAAUAAAGAAAUUAAUCAGUUAAAUAAAAUCAAUGAUUAUAAUUAUGAAUUAAUUAACGUCAAUAAUUUCAAUUUCGUUAGUCAACAACUGUUUCAAUUUACAAAUUUUGAUCGAUCAUCAUCAUCAUCAUCGGAAUCCACUAACAAUAUUUUUCAAAUGAUAAAUAAACGAUUAAAUGAAUUAGAUAAUUUAAAAGUUGUUAUUGUUAAAGAAUUAACUGAUUUAGAAACAAAUUUAAAUAAUUUGAAAUAUAAACAAAAUAAUUUACAUGAAUCAAUGGAAGAUAUUAAUGAUAAAUUAGAUAAAUUAUUAAAUGAUAUGGAUAAACUGGGGAUAAUGGAACAAGAUCCUUCAAUUUUAAGAAUUAAUUUAUUUAGAAAUUUGGGUAUAAAAUUGGAAAAUAUGCCCCCUAAUGCCAAUAGUGGUGGUGGUGGUGAUAGUAAUAGUAAUAGUAGUAAUAAUAAUAAUACUGAAGAAGAUUGUGUGAUAAUUACUGAUGAUAAUAAUAAUGUCAAUAUAUUGAAUAUUGAACCUAAAUUAAGCGAUUAUUUUAUAUCAAAUUAUAUCUGGGAUAAACUAUAA